Lineus longissimus is the source of this 2086-nucleotide messenger RNA. Its product is annotated as probable glutamate receptor. Gene Ontology annotation, molecular function: transmitter-gated monoatomic ion channel activity involved in regulation of postsynaptic membrane potential; glutamate receptor activity. Bases 41 to 1480 code for a protein of 479 amino acids. The transcript is spliced from 7 exons. Gene Ontology annotation, cellular component: plasma membrane; postsynaptic density membrane. Lineage: Eukaryota; Metazoa; Nemertea; Pilidiophora; Heteronemertea; Lineidae. The record is from RefSeq and is a predicted model, not a curated record. Gene Ontology annotation, biological process: synaptic transmission, glutamatergic; modulation of chemical synaptic transmission.
GCCUGCAGUCUAGAAGCUUUCGACGGAGGGUGAAGUCAUCAUGGCGAUCAUGCUCUGCCUCUUGGCUCUGCUAGCUGCGUGUGGAUCUGCCCAAGGUCAAGCUAAGAACAGAACCAAUCUGAUCGUCACUACAAUCCUGCAAGAACCCUUCGUACAAUUAGGUGAGAAUUACAAACUCGAGGGGUUCAUUGUGGACCUCCUGGACCGAUUAACGGAGAGGAUGGGCUGCACAUACACCCUGAAGCUGGUGAGGGAUGGGAAGUACGGCUCUCCCGGGCCUGACGGCAAGUGGAAUGGCAUGAUCGGAGAGAUCAAGAGUGGGGAAGCCGACCUGGCGGCGGCGGCUCUAACCAUGACCAGCCUGCGGAGGGCCCACAUCGAUUACUCGUACCCUUUCCUGGCAAACAGCCUCUCGGUCCUCAUGAGAAGGAAAGACAUCUAUGGCACGGCAACAGAAGCUAUGUUUGGCCUGAAUUACUUCCUCACGCCAUUCAGCGCUGGGGUGUGGAUGCUCAUCAUCGUCUCCUUCCUAACGGUUAGCCUUGGCUUCAUUCUACUGACUCUGUUUAAUCCGUACGAGUGGAAGCAGCGGAUACAGAGGGGUGAGAUUAAGGAUUCAGAAGAGACCAAUGACACGUUUGGUGUCAAAGAGAGUCUCUGGUUCUCCUACAGCACGCUCGUCCUCCAGGGUUAUUCCAAGCGUCCCCUCUCCAUAGCAGCAAGGGUACUCGCUGUCUUCUGGAUGUUCUUCAUCAUACUUACUCUGGGUAGCUACAUAGCUCUUAUGGUGAGGAACCCGAACCUUGUCCUCAACACACAGAGUGGAGCAGACAUGACAAUCACGGGACUCAGAUCAUUUGUCUCUGAUACGGAUAGCCCUUCCAUUACUACUAUUGGUGCUGGAUCAACAAUGGCCUUCUUCAGGAACUCUCGCAGCCCAAUUUACAUGAAAAUAUUUCAAAAGAUGAUGAAGACUGGUUUCGUGAGAACCACUGCGCAAGGAAUAAAACGUGUGAAGAGUGAGGGAGUCGCUUUCGUUAUGGAAACCACCAUGGCGAAUUACAUUGUAAACAGAGAUUGCGAACUGAUUACACUGGGCGAGGAUUUUUCCGAAAGGCAUUACGCAUUCGCCAUGAAGAAGAAUGAUGAUGUCAGACAUGACAUCGACCGAGCUCUCCUGGAGUUGACAGAGAUUGGGGAGAUCCGCCGCUUGGAGUUGGUUUGGUGGAGAGUCAAGUCACCAGUCCGCUGUCAGGGUGCUCCGAAGAUUGGGCCCUUCCCCACCGCGUCUGGCGAGGAGGACAGCUUCACCAAGACAAGUGGUUUGGCGCUGCAGGCGUUCGGCGGGCCCCUUGUCUUCCUCCUCAUAGGCUUGAUCAUCUCGGCUCUUGUCUGUGUAGGAGAGAUCCUCGUCUUCAAGCAUUAUGACAAGUCAUCAGGCGUUCCGAUUGCCAGUAGUGACGAGAAUGAGAGAGCCUAGAUUCCAUGAGGACGUAUUGAACUAAUAGCACCAUCUCAGUUCGCGUUCGCUCAUUAUAAUUAGCAAUGAAUGGUGGGUGGUACGAGGGGCCGUUGUUCAUAUGAAUAUUUGGCAUAAUUUCAUCCUUAUCAUGCAGCGGUCAGUGAAAGCCCUGCCCCCCCCCCCCCCCCCCCAGGUAAUCGACACUUGUUUGACCCCUAAUAAAUAUUCACCUUAAUCACCUAUAUCCAAUCAUGCGGCGGCAGGCUCUCAGUUCAAUGCAUUGAGGGUAAAAUCAAACACACAGAAAGGUUAGUAAGAUAAAAAAAAGUUCCAUUAGUUGUGAGCUUUUGCUCUAUUACAAUCUGAUGCAUCACUCAUAAACGACCGACAUGUAUGUGAUUUUGAAUUUUCGUCAAGCGGGUUACUUCGGUAACGUCACGUUUUUGGUGACAAGAUGGCGGACGAAGCGAUUUUUGAUGUGAGAAAAGUCAGUUCUUACAGUUCUCCAAGAAGAAGUUUGUAGUAAAGUUUGUGCAUGAAGUAGUUUGUAGACGAGUGUUCGAGGAGAUGAAGAGGAUGGAGACUAGUAAUUGGUGGCCCCCAUUAAUAAAGUCGGAAAAAUUU